This is a messenger RNA of Camelina sativa (false flax), 5233 nucleotides long. NCBI's taxonomy places the organism in Eukaryota, Viridiplantae, Streptophyta, Magnoliopsida, Brassicales, Brassicaceae. The record is from RefSeq and is a predicted model, not a curated record.
CACAAACUUAAACACAAACACUUUCUCUCUGGUUUAAUUAAACCCCCUUAAACCUACAUGAACACCCUCUUAUCUUUUUAAGGUCACGAGACCCACUUUGCUAAUUUAGUUUCCACACGCAGAGAGAGAAACAAAGAGAGAGAGAGAUGGGAGGGAGGGUUUGUGGCAGAUAAACUGAUAGAAAACUUUCGAACCUCUCUUAUUUAACUUUUACUACUCUCUACGUUUUUCUCUUCCUUUUGUGGUGCCGCCUCCAACUGAAAGUCUUCUAAAAUAUAUUCUCAAUUAUUGUAGCUCUCUUCGGGAGAAGUCUUAUCUCACGCCAAUCUCACUAUGAGGCAUGAGGAGAAUUACUUAGACCUCAACAAUCUUCCAGAUGAUUCUUCUAAAGAUGGCAAUAAGCAAGCCCUCGAGGAAGGUUCUUCCUCUGGUCAAAGAAAGAAGAAAGGUAGUAAAGAUAGGAAAGAUGAGAGUGGGAAGGUGUACGAAUGUCGAUUUUGUUCACUCAAGUUCUGCAAAUCCCAAGCUCUUGGUGGCCACAUGAAUCGCCACCGACAAGAGAGGGAGACCGAGACAUUGAAUCAAGCUCGUCAAUUGGUCUACCGUAACGAUACCAUAACCCCACCUGGAAUUUCACCUUUCGGCUAUCACACUACAGAUCCAACAAUAUACCGGUCGGUUUACUCAUCACCAAUGCUAUACCCCGGAAGCUCCUCAACAAACUUGGUUCCACAACCGCCCAUGCCGCCGCCGCCGCCGCCGCCGCCAUAUCCAUACUCUUCAAACCAAUACUCUCCUCACAACCACUUCAACGACUACUACUUAAACCCAUCUUUCCGAGCGAGCAGAAGCAUCUCUCCAAACCCUAACCUCCCCGCCGCAACCACUGUUAAUUACAUGGCCGAUAGUCCUGUGGAACCGAGCUGCUACACUUGUGUAGGUGCACCCGUUGGUCCGACCGGUUUCCCUAGCCGUGACUCCGCCAGCGUCCGUGCGCCGCUCGAACCGCCACAAGGUCGUGAUAGUGACGCUUCACGGCAGCGUUUGGAUCAGUCUCUUAGGUUCCCCAUCAAUCGGUUCCAAGAUCAUCACUUGCUCUGAAAUAUUAAAAUAGAUUCCCUCUGCUUUUCUUUUUCUUUAUCUUCUUUUGUUAUUUUGGGUAUUUUUCUUCUCUUAAUUUGUAACUUUGUUGGUUCUAUGUAAAAGUGGGAUCAAGAAUUGUCUAAACGUUAUGGAUCCUACAUGUGUUAUUACCAACCACAAUGACCUGUUUUGCUGUUUUUUGUUUGUCUAGUUGAAUAUCUAUAUUUAAUCUCAAACGGUUUUGUUUUGUGAUUAUUAUUGGUAUAUCUAAACAUUAUGAUUUGUGUAGUACUCGAAUUUAGUGCGGUAUAAAUACAAAAAUAAAAAAUUAUCGUACUGAAUCGCAGAUGCAAAACGAUGUUAAACCAAUUCAUUUAAGACUAAAGUUAACAUAGUUAGAAGAUGAGAGGGACCAUCAUGGAUGUGUACUAUUGGGUAUAAAUUAAAAGGUGAACGUUUAACAAAGUUUCCAUUUAUGGAUACACAAUGGAAGUGAUUACUAUAAGCUAAAAAUAAAGCUUUUGCAAUAUAUAAUAUUAGAGAACAACGAGAGGACAGAGGAACCGGACAAAUGGGAGAGAGAGAGAGAGAGAGAGAGAGAGAGAGAUUGUCUUGAUAAUAAUAUAUGAUACAAUGUGUAGUGAGAUUGGAACAGCCUUUAUCUGAGCUCAUCUAGAACUCUCAGCUACUUUGGCCUGAAGCUAGGUGUGAGGAUUGGGGAUUGGAGGGACUUGGUUUAUGGGUUUUAGCGUUGGUUGUUCAAAAUCAAAAAUUUAAAAGGACAUUUUGUUACAUAUAAAGUUAUAAAGUGUAAGAAAGAAGUAACUAGAUCCAGAUGGAGACCGUUAGAUGCAAGCUGAAUUCCCCUAACUAGUUAAACUUCCCUUUUGCAUUAUCAGCUCCACUCUAGUUCCUAUCAACAACUACUUCGAUUUUUCUUUAUUUUUUUUUAAAAAAAAAUCCUAUUAAAAAGCUACACUACUCGAUUUUUGUUAUAAAAGAAAUUUUUGUUCAUCCAACACUGACCAACAAUUACGCCCUCUUUACAUGCCACAUAUUUAUUUGUUAUCCAUAAUCGGCUAAUUUUUUUAUUACACUCCAAUAUUAUACAACUAUAUUGAUACCAUAAAGACAAAUCCAUACUAUUAAAGCAGAAGUAUGCACUAGAUUCAAAUUGGACGAUGACUUUGUUUUGGUCCGUUUUCAUUAAAAAUGAUUCGAGAAUCACUUAAUUUCAUUAAAUUAUCCUACAGUUUCGAUUUCAAUAAAUGACCAUUAUACCCCUUAAUCUCCCACUCAAUUACGACCGGGUCGGGACGCGGACCCUCUUUAAUCCAGUAAUAGAAGAAAUAAAACUAUAGGAUCCGUUCGUAAUUCGGGAUUAUAAUAUUCGGAUCCUGUUUCUUAAUUAGUUCAAGAGUAGUUAAGCACACAACCAAACAAAUUUAUUUUUAUUAUGCAAACACUCGGACUUCAUUAUCUUUUAAGGUAUUUAAAUUAAAACCAUAUAUUGUAAUUACCAAAUAUUAUGAUAAUUGUUUAAUUACCGAGAUCGAUCUUAACAAAUAAUCUUUCAGUAUAAUGUUUUAAAAGGAAUAUUUGGUGAUUCAGUUAUAAUAUUUUUAAACGAAUAUUCAUCUUACCAAAUCUUACUAAAUUGCUUGAUUUCGACAAUUAUUAUUAUUCUCUAAUCUUUCACGAUAAAAUUUUUAAAAGAAUAUUGAUCUUUCAGUUCUAACGAAUCAAGGAAGUAAAUAUAUUUUGCGUAUAUUAGAAAUAUCAAAUCUUAACUUCUAAAUGAUAACCUAAAUAUACAUAAUCUGACUAUAUAAAUAUAUUGAGAGCCACCUAUUAAAAGAUUAUACUAAAAGAAGACAUUUUAAAUUCGUUAGACAAAAUGAUGGCUCUCCCCCUUUCAUACACUCCCUUGGAAGAUCUGAAACCAUACAAAAAUGCUUGGCGUAUUCAAGUUAAAAUUCUCCACAGUUGGAGAAUGAAUACCGCUAAAGUUGGUGAAACUUAUCCUGGCUGACGAAACAAUAUGUAUUUAAAAUAUCACUAUAAUAUUCCUUUACUAAUAGGUUAAUAUCAAUUCAUUAUAACUGUUUUUUUUUUGGUUUAUAUAGGGUGACAAAAUAGGAGUUUCUGUAAGAAAGGAUCAUAUCAAGAAGUUUGAAGCUGAUUUGGAGUCUCGAACUUGGAAAAUUAUAACAACUUUUGGUUUGAAUCUCUGUACAGGCUACUUGCGACCUUCUCUUAUAAAGUAUAAGAUCAAUACCAGAUAUGGUAUCACAAUUAUUCCUUCUGAUAAUGUAUCUGAUGAUCACUACCUAUCAUUCACAUCGUUUGAUAUUAUACUUGCUGGAAAUCUUGACAAAAAUGUGCUGCUAGGUAUUUUAAGAAUACAUAUAUUUUUUCUACUUUAGAAGGAUGAAUUUAUUGAAGCGAUGGAUACUGGCAGUUGGAGAAGGAAAAAUUAAUGAGCCUAAUGAUGGUGUGUGUGAAUUAGAUUUCCCACAAGAGUUACUUAUUCCAGAGGGUUCCUCUCCGUUAGAGUCAAUCAUUGAAGCUGUUUACGGAAAGAACUUUGCCACCCAAAAGGAUCCUAAAUUUUUCCAAGAAAGAGCUAUUCUUUGCCCUACCAAUGAAGAUGUCAAUUCUAUCAAUGAUGUCAUGUUAUCAAGUCUAAACGGUUAGUUAAUCUUUAAUCGUCCUUUAUUUAUUGUUAGUAAUCCUUCAGACAUAAUUCUUCGUAUUCAUUUAUUUUGGUUUUGUUUUUUCUUAUGUUUUCAGCUGAAGAAAGAAUUUAUUUAAGUUCUGAUUCAAGUGACCCUCAAGAUAAACGUGCCAUGAAAAAUAAGGUUUACUCACCAGAUUUCCUUAAUACCAUUAAGGUUUCGGGGAUACCUUAUCAUCAGCUUCGUUUGAAAAUAGUUUGUCCAAUUAUGUUGAUGAGAAAUAUUGAUCCGCAUGGUGGUUUAAUGAAUGGUACAAGACUGCAGAUCACGCAAAUGGCGGACCAUGUUUUACAAUAUCGGAUUUUAACUGAUACGCGAGUUGGUAAGAUAGUUCUCAUACCUAGGAUGUUGAUAUCACCAUCAGAUGCUAGGUUGCUUUUCAAAAUGCGUCGAAGAUAGUUCCCAGUGUCAGUUGCUUUUGCAAUGACUAUCAAUAAGAGUCAAGGACAGUCUCUUGAAAAUGUUGGUAUAUACUUGUCUAGACCCGUUUUCUCACAUGGUCAGUUAUAUUUAGCAAUGUCAAGGGUUAAAUCAAAGUCUGGAUUGAAGAUGUUAAUAACAGAUAGUGAGGGAAAACCUCAAACAAAGACAACCAAUGUUGUUUUUAAAGAGGUUUUCCAAAAUCUUCAUUAGGAAGUGGAAUGGUAAUUACUUCCUAAAUUUUUGGUAUAUUAUAAUUUCGUUUGACUAAUAUCUAUACUACUAACUCUAUAUUUAUUCUAUUUUGGUCUACAGGUUAAAUACAAUAAAUGGUUGAAGGGGUUAAGGAAUAAAUAUGAUACCUCGUCUAAUGUUACUAUUUUUUUUUUUUUUUCUGAUUGUUUACUUUGGAUAUUAAAGAUUCAUAAACACAAAUUAUUAUUAUUGCUUUAAAUCUAUCUUCGAACACAAAUUAACAAAACUAUAGUCCAAUAUUUCUGUGUCCAUAAUCUCUUAAGAACCUACUAUCCGAUAUUGUAGAAGAUAUAUCAUCUUACAUAUCUCUAUUCAAUAUUGUUGUGUGUUUGAUUCCGUAAGAAGCUAUAUUAUGCAAAGUACCUACUCAAUCAAGAGACUGAAUUACCAUAUAUCCACAAAUAUAUAAAUAAACACUAUAUAAACUUCGAAAAUAAGUAUGGAUACCUAACUCAGUAAAAAAAAAGGAAAAUUAACAAAACAAAUUACUGAAAAUAAAUAUAAUCUCGUGCUCUAGCACGGGUUAUCUCUUAGUAUAACUUUAAACCAAAGAACCUCGUUCGAAGAAAUAUAUAUAGUGAAAAUAUUUCUUUUGGAUGAUAAAAAAACAUGGUGAUAAUUUAUUGAAAUUCUUGUUGAGACAUUAUAUGUGGCAGGGGGUAAGGGCAAGAUUAUCGGUAGGUUCAUAUAAGGAGGAUCUUAAACACUGUUUGAUUUUUUUAUGAAUUAAUUGUAUA